Messenger RNA from Rosa chinensis, 2825 nucleotides. Its product is annotated as probable disease resistance protein At5g66900. The transcript has 6 exons. Lineage: Eukaryota; Viridiplantae; Streptophyta; Magnoliopsida; Rosales; Rosaceae. The record is from RefSeq and is a predicted model, not a curated record. Gene Ontology annotation, molecular function: ADP binding. The coding region runs from base 136 to 2637 and encodes 833 amino acids. Gene Ontology annotation, biological process: defense response to fungus.
CAGACAUACACAACUGAAUCUGGUUUCUUCGAAUCAAGCCUUUUCAAAAACUCGUGCUCAUCAAUUGAGGCUUCUUUUCCUCUCUGCACUCUCUCUUCAGUUUCUCUAUGCAGGAGACAUUGGAGCUCUGUGUGAAUGGCCAAUCCAGUGGAUAAACUUUUCGAUGAGCUGUACACAGUCUUUAAAGACCUCAUCAAGAAGAAUAUUGAAUUUAAAGGGCAACUUGAAGGCAUCGAAGCCAAGCUAGAAGCUCUAAAGCCGGUGAUCCCAGACAUGGUGCAGAGUAAUGAGGUAUUAGAUCGUUCAAGGAAGGAACUAAAAGGCUUAACAGGAGUUAUGGAGUCUGGCAUUAAGCUCAUUGGCAAGUGCUCAAAAGUUCGGGAGUGGAAGGUCUUCAAGAAGUACAAAUACGCCAACAAACUUAUUGAAUGGGAGAAAAGUCUAGAAAGUGAGUUAGUUAUACUGAACGUGCUGACCGGCAGGGAUGUGAAGGACAUUGCAAGAGAUGUGAAGGACAUUGCAAGAGAUGUGAAGGACAUUGCAAGAGAGGAGAAGGAGAAUGCAGGGGUUGCAAAGGAGACUGCAGAUAGGUUGAAGAUUAUAGAGGAGAAAUUGGACCGUAUUGUGAUACAAAAUCAACCUGGGAAACCUAAAGCCUGGAUGAGUACUGUAGUACCUGAACUUCCACGUUUUACAGUGGGAUUGGACAAGCAUUUGAAGGAAUUAAAGAUGAAGCUUCUUAAGGACGGGGGGUCAAUGCUUGUAAUAACAGCUCCUGGAGGGUCUGGCAAAACCACUUUGGCUAAAAUGUUUUAUCAUGAUCAUGAAGUCAAAGAUAAAUUCACCAAGAACAUCUUUGUUACUGUUUCAACAAAGUCCAACUAUAUUGUUGUCCAAGAACUAUGUCAGAAGUUGGGAUCCCAGGAAUCUACAUUCCCUAAUGAAGAUGGUGCAUUCAGCUGGCUGAAAGAAUUUCUGAAGGAAACCUCACAAAUUCCUUUGUUUCUUAUCCUGGAUGAUGUUUGGACUGAAUCAGAAUCCCUUCUUGAGAAGUUUAAUGAACUGAGUAUACAAUCAAAUUUCAGUAUCUUGGUGACAUCAAGAUCUUCAUUUCCAAGUUUUGGUUCUCAAUAUCCUUUAAAUGCAUUGAAUCACAAAGAUGCGAUGACUCUUUUUCGGCAUUCAGCAAUCCGGGGAGAUAAGGGAUAUAAUGUUCCAGAAAAUCUUCAGGACAAGAUAGUUAGGCGCUGUAAGGGAUGUCCACUUGCCAUCAAAGUGGUCGGAAAAUCUCUUUGUGGAAAAUUUACAGAAUCAUGGCUCAAAAAAUUAAGAGAAUGGUCCAAAGGUGCUUCUAUUUUUGAUACCGAGACUGAAGUGUUUCUUUGCCUCAAAAGUAGCUUAGACGCCUUGGAUGAAAAAGAUCAAACUAUCAAGGAAUGCUUUUUGGACCUGGGUGCAUUUCCUGAAGAUCAAAGAAUCCCAGCUGUUGCUCUGAUUGAUAUGUGGGCAGAGUUAUACGGCCUAGAUGAAGAUUUUCUUUCCAUUCAAUACCUCCAGGAGCUUUGCAGCCGAAGCCUGGCUAAUCUUGUAGUCACAAGGAAGGAAAAGAUGGAGGCGGAUGGAUACUACAGUGAACACUUUGUCUCCCAGCAUGAUGUGCUCAGGGAUCUAGCUAUCUUCCAAGCGAAAUUAGAUCCAAAUAAAACGAGACUGAUUUUACACAAAUGUGGAGACAAAGUACCCAAGAAGUUGACAGAACAGAAGCAUCAAUCCUUUCAGACUCGCAUAUUAUCCAUCUCCUCUGAUGGAGUCUUCUCAACAGAUAUGCACAAGAUUCAACUUUCAGAUGUUGAGGUUCUAGUUUUGAAUUUUCAGUCAGAGAACCAUGCUUUUCCCAAAUUUGUGGAGGACAUGAAAAACUUGAAGGUCCUAAUAGUCACAAAUAAUGGUUCCUUGCCAGCUGAAUUGAGUAACUUUGAACUACUGAAAUCCUUGCCAAAUCUGAAGAGAAUCAGACUGGAGCGAAUUUCAAUUCCUUCCAUAACCAAGAAUUGCAUACAGUUGAAGAGUGUAAAGAAGAUCUCUUUAUUCAUGUGUAGCAUCGGUCAAGCUUUCAGCAACUCUUCCUUCCAAAUUUCAUAUGCAUUUCCAAAUAUAGAGGAAUUGAACAUUGAUUAUUGCAGUGAUUUGGUGGAAUUGCCUGGUGAUCUCAGUGAUCUGAUUGAGCUAAGGAAGCUCAGUAUCACCCACUGUCAUAAGCUAUCUACCUUGCCUGAAGAGAUAGGAAAGUUGAUUAAAUUGGUAGUGUUGAGGCUAAAGUCUUGUACGGACUUGGUAACAUUUCCAGCCUCAAUUAAGAACCUCAAAAUGUUGCAGUUUCUCGACAUAUCUGAUUGCUUCAGCGUCAAGGAGUUGCCUGACGACAUUGGUGAAAUCAGCACUUUAGAAAAGAUCAAUAUGAGACAUUGCUCUAGGCUGAAAGAUCUACCUCCAUCAGUUUCUGAUCUCGAGCAACUAAAUGAAGUGAUAUGUGAUGAGGACACAAAAGAGUUAUGGGAGAUUUUCGGGCUCAAAAUAGACAUAAGGGUCCUCAAAGACGAAUUCGACCUAGAUUGGCUCUCAAAGUUCCAAUCUUGAAAGAUGCCUUUGUUAAAUAAAUGUUGGAGCAAUGCCUGUGUGAUUGUAUGUUUCAAUUUCAUUUCCUAAGUUUCUUCUCCUUUACAGAUUUUGGUUUUGGUUGUAAGUUGUAACAGCAUGCCAUUGUAUGGCAAAAAUAAUGUUUACAUUGCGGUUGUGUGUUUCAUGAGAGUGAUCAAAUUUCUGAA